AUGGAUGAUGAUUAUUGGAAUUCGUCGUCAGUUACAAAAAAAGUUAGUCAACAAAAAAUAUUCGAUACAGAUGGCAGCAAUACACUUGAUCGUUUUAAAAGUCAUUCCAAUCCAUUGACUGAAACUCUUCUUGAUUCAAGUCGUUCUACACCACCAUUAAAUACAACAGGAGCAACUUCAGCUCGUUAUCGUCCAACAGCAACAACAACAAAUAAUUCACCGAUAACAACAACAACAACAACAAUAAAAAAUAAUUCACCGCUAACAACAACAGUAAAAAAUAAUUCGCCGAUAACGACAAAAGCAACGUCAAAUAUUCAACCAAAAGUUAUCAUUCCUACAUCACAAGUUUCACGUCCUAUCGAUCAAUCCGUUGAAUAUGAAUUAAUCAUUAUGAAUAGUCCAAGUCCAAAACCAUUAAAAAAAUCUCAGAAUUUAUUACGUAAAGUUGGUCAAAAAGUUGAACAAACUUUUAAUAUUUCAAAUUCAAAUGUAUUUCAUGGUUCUUUAUCAUCAUUAAUUGAUUUACCCGAUAGUUCUUAUCAUAGAGAUGUAGGAGGAACUCAUCAUUUAUCACAUGAAGAUACAGUUUCAUUACAAAAUCUUCCCGAAUAUAAUCCAGAUUCUCCAAGAUUAAAAAUUCGAAAGAAACAUGCUGCUCGAUUUGGUCGUUCACAAGCUUUAGUAUCAUCAAAUGAUACUCAUUCAAAUGCUCAAUGGUUACCACAUGCUGAAGAAUAUCCGGAUCAAACUGCUAAAGAUCGAAGUACACAAUAUGAUAAAGAAAUGGAAAUUCGUUGUAAAAAUUUAUUGGACAAUAAAAGUAUCAAAUUAGAUGAUAUUCGAGAUUGUGAUAAAAAAGCAUCUUUAUUACGUAUAGCUGUUUCAUUUAAUACACCAAGUGUUACUGUUCCAGUAAUGAUUUUUCUUGAAAAUACAUUAUCAAGACCAUUAUUCUACGAAUUAAUUAAACAACAUCCAUCAGUUUUAAAUAAUUAUAUUAAUAUGAACAAAUUAAGAUUUGAGAAUGAUUAUUAUAUAGCUAUGCUUAAGCAAUUUGGUAGAAAUGAAGAUGUGGCAAUGAUACGUCUUCGACAAGCAAAUCAAACGAAUGAUAUGAAUACUAAAAUGGCAAUAUUAGAUCAAGCAGCAACUGAACUUGGAUCACAUCCAUGGUGGCAUUUACAAGUAGCUGAACAACGACUUUUCCAUAAAAAACAACGAGAAUUACAAAAUUCUCAAAAUAAUCGAACAGUACUUGAAUUAUACAAAACAGUUUAUGAAACAGAUUUUCGAAAACAAAAACAAAAUCGAAAUACUGAUAAAUCAACAUUCGAUCGAAGUAAAGAACUCGAAACAACUUUUCAUAUGUCUCCGGAACUAAUUAUGUGUGGUAAAUUAUCUGUAAUUAUGCACUGUGGUUUACGAUCACAUUAUGAUGAUUUUAUUCAUCAAGCAAUACAUCAAGGUAUUUUUGGUAAGAAAUAUAUUAUUGCUCCAGAAUAUCUUGCUGAUAUGGUUUAUAAUUGGGUACGAGCAAGUGGUGAAGGACAAGAAAAAGCAAGUGAAACAGCUGAACGAUUUCUUACAAUGAUUCCUGAUCCUGGUAAACGUAUUUAUUUUGCUGAGAAAUUUCAGAAUUAUGAUGUAGCUAUAGAUACAAUUGUUAAUAAUCUUCGUGAUCGAUUACAAUUAGAAAAUUUACGUAAACGUAUGCCACAUGAUCAUCCUGCAUUUAAUCGAGCUACAUCAAUGUUAGAAAACACAAAAUGGCGAAGUUAA
This is a messenger RNA of Rotaria sordida, 1782 nucleotides long. NCBI's taxonomy places the organism in Eukaryota, Metazoa, Rotifera, Eurotatoria, Philodinida, Philodinidae. The record is from the annotation of a GenBank genome assembly.